CUCAGCUCUCCACCAGCCAACAUCACCACUCCCAGCAUCGUCACUCCCAUCGUCAACGGCUUCACGGGUAUCCCCCACCAUCAGCCCAACGGACAUCCCACCGUGGAGACCAUGUACACCAAUGGUCUCUCGCCCUACACCACCCAGAGCCCCACCGCCGCAGACACCCUCCAGCAAGCCUUCACCGGAGUACAGCAAUACACAGGUAUUGUACACAGGAUACACAUCUAGAAGUAGAGCAAUACAGAGUACAGGUACUGUGCAUGCUGGCCUGAGCCCUUAAGCCCUGGCCCAGACUGAGAGCGAUGUGCACUAAUAUGGUGCAGGAGUAAAAUCAGGGACGUUUUUGUGUACCAUGGAAAUCAAUGCCUUCCAAGCAGCAGAAUGGCUACUGUAUCUUUAUAAGUUCAUGUUAUUUUGCAAUGCAACAUUGAGUGACAAAACUACAUAACUGACAGCAUACACACAGCAUAACUGACCGAAAACAAGAGAGAUACUGUAUUAAGUGGUAUAGAGAUCUAUACGAGAUAUACCAAUACAAAAUUGUGUGCAUGAAACUUUGUGUGUGUGUGUGUGUGUGUGUGUGUGUGUGUGUGUGUGUGUAUUACAGCUAUCUACCCAGCAGGCACACUGACUCCCAUAGGCCAGACUCUUCCUCAGCCAUCACAGGGCAUCCAGCAGCAGCAACAGAGAGAAGGUGAGGGUGAGAGAACAAUAUUAUAUUUUACAAUGCUAUUAUAAAUAUUCACUUUUAUUGCUUUAUUGUCAUAUUGCUAUAUUGCAUUUUACAGGUUUAAGAGUAUUAUGUUAAAUACAAAUGCAUUUCAUAUUUUGGUAUUACACUUUCCUAGUAAUAUUGUCUAGGUGUUAUAAUGCAGUGAUUAAAUGUUCCCAUUUUGGAAAUAAAAGUGUUACAUAGUACUGUGUACGCAUAAUGGUAUUAUCUGGGGCAAAGAUAAAAUAAUCAAUCAUCAUCAUCUGCAUGUGAUGCAGUCUUGACUUUGACUUUAACCUUUACCUAAAUGUAGACUACAUGGAGAUUACAUUUGACCAUCUAAUGGCUGAUUGCAUUGUGUAAUCCAUUGACUGUGUUCAAACACAUGUAUUGUCACAUCCCAAUCUGCUUAGUUGAUUAUGAUGACAACCGUGUGUAAUGUAUUGUCAUUUUGGAUUCACUAUUUCUAAAUCAUUACCAGUCUGUUUUUCCUCAAAUACAGUGCCUUCGGAAAGUAUUCAGGCCCCUUGACUUUUUCAAUAUUUAGUUACGUUACAGCCUUAUUCUGAAAUUGAUUACAUUCCUUUUUUUCCUCAUCAAUCUACUCACAAUACCCCAUAAUGACAAAACGAAAACAGGUUUUUAGAAAUUGUAUCAAAUUUAUAAAAUAAAACAGAAAUACCUUAUUUACUUAAGUAUUCAGACCCUUUGCUAUGAGACUCAAAAUUGAGCUCAGAUGCAUCCUGUUUCCAUUGAUCAUCCUUCAGAUGUUUCAACAACUUCAUUGGAGUCCACCAGUGGUACAUGCAAUUGAUUGGACAUGAUUUGGAAAGGCACACACCGGUCUAUAUAAGGUCCCACAGUUGACAGUGCAUGUCAGAGCAAAAAUAAAGCCAUGAGGUCGAAGGAAUUGUCCGUAGAGCUCAGAGACAGGAUUGUGUCGAGGCACAGAUCUGGGGAAGGGUACCAACAAUUUCUGCAGCAUUGAAGGUCCCCAAGAACACAGUGGCCUCCAUCAUUCUUAAAUGGAAGAAGUUUGGAACCACCAAGACUCUUCCUAGAGCUGGCCCCCCGGCCAAACUGAGGGGUAAAGGGCAUUGGUUAGGGAGGUGACCAAGAACCCGAUGGUCACUCUGACAGAGCUCCAGAGUUCCUCUGUUGAGAUGGGAGACCCUUCCAGAAGGAUAACCAUCUCUGCAGCACUCCACCAAUCAGGUCUUUAUGGUAGAGUGGCCAGACGGAAGCCACUCCUCAGUAAAAGGCACAUGACAUCCCGCUUGGAGUUUGCCAAAAGGCACCUAAAGGACUCUGACCAUGAGAAACAAGAUUCUCUGCUCUGAUGAAACCAAGAUGUACCUUUUUGGCCUGAAUGCCAAGCGUCAUGUCUGGAGGAAACCUGGCACCAUCCCUACGGUGAAGCAUGGUGGUGGCAGCAUCAUGCUGUGGGGAUGUUUUUCUCACUGCAGGGACUGGGAGACUAGUCAGGAUCGAGGGAAAGAUGAACGGAGCAAAGUACAGAGAGACCCUUGAUGAAAACCUGCUCCAGAGCGCUCAUGACCUCAGACUGGGGCGAAUGUUCACCUUCCAACAGGACAACGACCAUAAGCACACUGCCAUGACCACGCAGGAGUGGCUUCGGGAUAAGUCUCUGAAUGUCCUUGAGUGGCCCAGCCAGAGCCCGGACUUGAACCAGAUCGAACAUCUAUGGAGAGACCAGAAAAUAGCUGUGCAGCAACGCUCCCCAUCCAACCUGACAGAGCUUGAGAGGAUCUGCAGAGAAGAAUGGGAGAAACUCCCCAAAUACACAUGUGCCAAGCUUGUAGCGUCAUACCCAAGAAGACUUGAGGCCGUAAUUGCUGCCAAAGGUGCUUCAACAAAAUACUGAGUAAAGGUUCUGAAUACUUAUGGGUUUUUGCAAAAGAAAAUGCACACCUGUUUUUGCUUUGUCAUUAUGGGGCAUUGUGUGUAGAUUGAUGAGGGAAAAAAGCAAUUUAAUCAAUUUUAGAAUAAGGCUGUAACGUAACAAAAUGUGGAAAAAGUCAAGGGGUCUGAAUACUUUCCGAACGCACUGUAAAUAUGCAUAUAUUAUUAUUAUGUACAGUUGUGGUCAAAAGUUUUGAGAAUGACACAAUUAUUGGUCUUCACAAAGUUUGCUGCUUCAGUGUUUUUAGAUAUUUUUGUGAGAUGUUACUUUGGUAUACUGAAGUAUAAUUACAAGCAUUCCAUUAUGCAAAGAGUCAAUAUUUGCAGUGUUGACCCUUCUUUUUUAAGACCUCUGCAAUCCGCCCUGGCAUGCUGUCAAUUAACAUCUGGGCCACAUCCUGACUGAUGGCAGCCCAUUCUUGCAUAAUCAAUGCUUGGAGUUUGUCAGAAUUUGUGGGUUUUUGUUUGUCUACCCGCCUCUUGAGGAUUGACCACAAAUUCUAAAAUGGGAUUAAGGUCUGGGGAGUUUCCUGGCCAUGGACCCAAAAUGUCGAUGUUUUGUUCCCCGAGCCACUUAGUUAUCACUUUUGCCUUAUGGCAAGGUGCUCCAUCAUGCUGGAAAAGGCAUUGUUCGUCAUCAAACUGUUCUUGGAUGGUUGGGAGAAGUUGCUCUCGGAGGAUGUGUUGGUACCAUUCUUUGUUCAUGGCUGUGUUCUUAGGCAAAAUUGUGAGUGAGCCCACUCCCUUGGCUGAGAAGCAACCCCACACAUGAAUGGUCUCAGGAUACUUUACUGUUGGCAUGACACAGGACUGAUGGUAGCGCUCACCUUGUCUUCUCCGGACAAGCUUUUUUCCGGAUGCACCAAACAAUCGGAAAGGGUAUUCAUCAGAGAAAAUGACUUUACCCCAGUCCUCAGCAGUCCAAACCCCUUACCUUUUGCAGAAUAUCAGUCUGUCCCUGAUGUUUUUCCUGUAGAGAAGUGGCUUCCUCGCUGCCCUUCUUGACACCAGGCCAUCCUCCAAAAGUCUUUGUCUCACUGUGCGUGCAGAUGCACUCACAACUGCCUGCUGCCAUUCCUGAGCAAGCUCUGCACUGGUGGUGCCCCGAUCCCGCAGCUGAAUCAACUUUAGGAGACAGUCCUGGCGCUUGCUGGACUUUCUUGGGCGCCCUGACGCCUUCUUCUCAACAAUUGAACCUCUCUCCUUGAAGUUCUUGAUGAUCCGAUAAAUGGUUGAUUUAGGUGCAAUCUUACUAGCAGCAAUAUCCUUGCCUGUGAAGCCCUUUUUGUGCAAAGCGAUGAUGACGGCACGUGUUUCCUUGCAGGUAACCAUGGUUAACAGAGGAAGAACAAUGAUUUCAAGCACCACCCUCCUUUUAAAGCUUCCAGUCUGUUAUUGUAACUCAAUCAGCAUGACAGAGUGAUCUCCAGCCUUGUCCUCGUCAACACUCUCACCUGUGUUAACGAGAGAAUCACUGACAUGAUGGCAGCUGGUCCUUUUGUGGCAGGGCUGAAAUGCAGUGGAAAUGUUUUUUUUGUGAUUAAGUUCAUUUUCAUGGCAAAGAGGGACUUUGCAAUGAAUUGCAAUUCAUCUGAUCACUCUUCAUAACAUUCUGGAGUAUAUGCAAAUUGCCAUCAUAAAAACUGAGGCAGCAAACUCUGUGAAAAUUAAUAUUUGUGUCAUUCUCAAAACUUUUGACCACGACUGUAGGCCUUUGUCUUGAUUAGUAGUCUGAUUUCGAACAUUGUUUGACUAGAUUAGAUGCUUGAAUGACGGCUUAAUGCUGCCUCUGAACAUCUCCAUAAAAACAAAUCAUCAAGUCGCCACCUCAGUGAUGUCAUGGCGCCACACCAUGCAAAAUGAAAUCAAAGAUGGAAAAUGCACAAUUUGUAUUGGUGGUGGUAAGCACAGUGUUGUUGUUAUUUAUAGAUACUGUUACAGAACACCUAACAAAUGUAUUUCUUUGCCACUCCAUUAGUUGUGCUCCUCAGAUCUGGUCCCUGACCAAAUCAGACGCAACGGGUCUGCAGGCAGUGAUAAAUAAAGCAGUAAAUAGGUCUGAUUGUGGUUUCCAUGGUUUAUGUGUGUUCGCAGGGCCCGAGGGCUGUAACCUGUUCAUCUACCACCUGCCACAGGAGUUUGGAGAUAAUGAACUCAUGCAGAUGUUUCUACCUUUCGGGAGCGUCAUCUCCUCCAAGGUCUUCAUGGACCGAGCCACCAACCAGAGCAAAUGUUUCGGUGAGUUUUUGCGAUGUAGAGUAGUUUUAUAGCACAGGAGGUUGGUGGCACCUUAAUUGGGGAGAACAAGCUCGUGGUAAUGACUGGAGCGGAAUUAUUAGAAUGGUAUCAAAUACGCCAAACACAUGGUUUCCAUGUGUUUUAUGCCAUUCCAUUCGCUCAGUUCCAGCCAUUAUUGUGAGCCGUCCUCCCCUCAGCAACCUCCACUGUUUUAUAGGUGGUUAUAUAGUGGUGGUCUAUGUUUGAUCUGUCGACCAAUCAAUUAAAGACAGUUUCAUGUAUCGCAAACAAGGCAAUGAUAGUAUGAUUCCUGUGCUAUUUCAACAAAAGUAAACUUUUACAUUAAACAAAUUGGUAGCCUAUAAUCCCCUUGUUAUCUCAGUGGGGAUGUCCUCAGAGCUUGAAAAGCUUUUAGCUAUCUGUUCACAACGAAGCUAGGGAAUAGCAUGUAUGUAGCCACAGCAUCCAGAUCACCGCUCUGUAACCCCAAUACCUGUCAAUACCCAGGGUGCACUGGGGCUGAUUCACACCCCAACCUGGCUCUGGUCCCACUUGGCACUGGUCUUACUUGGCUCCAUAGACCAGACCUGCAUUUGGGCUUGAAAAAAAAAGUAUGGAUGAAGGGAGGGGAGAGAAAAAAUUAGGCAAAGGACAAUUAUAGAUCAGCGUUUGUUUUCACUUCAGGGAGCUGCACAUCCCUGGGUAAAAUUGAUUGCUGCCCUGCUCUCAGGGCGGACUUAAUGACAUAUGCAUUCAUAAAAGAAGACCUAUUUGCAGUAUUGACUAAUACACUAUGUAUUUACAACAUAAUGUUAGGUCUGGUGACAGGACUGCUUUGUAGGGUAAUUAAUCUAGAAAGCAGGGAGAGGGUUAAACCCAGGCUGAUGGUGCAGGUGACAUGGAGAGCUCACCUUAAAGGAGGUUUAAGUCCACAUCCUUCCCUGUUAUCUGUGGCACGGCCGGCCCGGGGCCCUCCUUUCAUCCUCUCCUCCUCCCUCUCUCCCCCCUAACCCUUCUCCCUAAUGGGGCAGCAUAGGCAGACACUUCACCUCCCAGGUGGCAGGAGACCUGGGGAGGCUCCUGCUGUUUUUCAUGGGUCAUCGACUGUUCCUAAUGACACUCUAGACACUGGGGAGUGCAUCAACCGGAGCUACACUCCACUAGUUUCUGGUCACUGACUUUCAAGGCUUUCUUUUUUACACUUGAUGGAAACAGGAUGCUCAGCAUGAGUUUGGGCUUGAGGGUCUGGGGCCGUACGCAUGUGCUUCUGCGUCGGCCUGUCUCUCCGUGUUCAUCUGUGUGGGCUCUGCUUUGCUGUGCAAGUGGCAGAGCCAUAAAUGCAUGCUCAUUGAUAUAUAUUCAAGGGUGUUUGAGAGUGUUUGCACAAAGCUACAUCGAGAAGCAAAAUUGUUCAAAUGACAGAAAUGGUUAUACAGUGGGGAAAAAAAGUAUUUAGUCAGCCACCAAUUGUGCAAGUUCUCCCACUAAAAAGAUGAGAGAGGCCUGUAAUUUUCAUCAUAGGUACACGUCAACUAUGACAGACAAAAUGAGAAAAGAAAUUCCAGAAAAAUCACAUUGGUAGGAUUUGUAAUGAAUUUAUUUUGCAAAUUAUGGUGGAAAAUAAGUAUUUGGUCAAUAACAAAAGUUUCCUCAAUACUUUGUUAUAUACCCUUUGUUGGCAAUGACACAGGUCAAAAACGUUUUCCUGUAAGUCUUCACAAGGUUUUCACAACACUGGUUGCUGGUAUUUUUGGCCCAUUCCUCCAUGCAGAUCUCCUCUAGAGCAGUGAUGUUUUGGGGCUGUCGCUGGGCAACACGGAUUUUCAACUCCCUCCAAAGAUUUUCUAUGGGGUUGAGAUCUGGAGACUGGCUAGGCCACUCCAGGACCUUGAAAUGCUUCUUACGAAGCCACUCCUUCGUUGCCCGGGCGGUGUGUUUGGGAUCAUUGUCAUGCUGAAAGACCCAGCCACGUUUCAUCUUCAAUGCCCUUGCUGAUGGAAGGAGGUUUUCACUCAAAAUCUCACGAUACAUGGCCCCCAUUCAUUCUUUCCUUUACACGGAUCAGUCGUCCUGGUCCCUUUGCAGAAAAACAGCCCCAAAGCAUGAUGUUUCCACCCCCAUGCUUCACAGUAGGUAUGGUGUUCUUGGGAUGCAACUCAGCAUUCUUUGUCCUCCAAACACGACGAGUUGAGUUUUUACCAAAAAGUUAUAUUUUGGUUUCAUCUGACCAUAUGACAUUCUCCCAAUCCUCUUCUGGAUCAUCCAAAUGCACUCUAGCAAACUUCAGACGGGUCUGGACAUGUACUGGCUUAAGCAGGGGGCCACAGCAGGAUUUGAGUCCCUGGCGGCGUAGUGUGUUACUGAUGGUAGGCUUUGUUACUUUGGUCCCAGCUCUCUGCAGGUCAUUCACUAGGUCCCCCCGUGUGGUUCUGGGAUUUUUGCUCACCGUUCUUGUGAUCAUUUUGACCCCACGGGGUGAGAUCUUGCAUGGAGCCCCAGAUCGAGGGAGAUUAUCAGUGGUGUUGUAUGUCUUCCAUUUCCUAAUAAUUGCUCCCACAGUUGAUUUCAUCAAACCAAGCUGCUUACCUAUUGCAGAUUCAGUCUUCCCAGCCUGGUGCAGGUCUACAAUUUUGUUUCUGGUGUCCUUUGACAGCUCUUUGGUCUUGGCCAUAGUGGAGUUUGGAGUGUGACUGUUUGAGGUUGUGGACAGGUGUCUUUUAUACUGAUAACAAGUUCAAACAGGUGCCAUUAAUACAGGUAACGAGGGGAGGACAGAGGAGCCUCUUAAAGAAGAAGUUACAGGUCUGUGAGAGCCAGAAAUCUUGCUUGUUUGUAGGUGACCAAAUACUUAUUUUCCACCAUAAUUUGCAAAUAAAUUCAUAAAAAAUCCUACAAUGUGAUUUUCUGGAUUUUAUUUUCUCAAUUUGUCUGUCAUAGUUGACGUGUACCUAUGAUGAAAAUUACAGGCAUCUCUCAUCUUUUUAAGUGGGAGAACUUGCACAAUUGGUGGCUGACUAAAUACUUUUUUUCCCCACUGUAUAUUGUUCAAUAUUGUUCAACAUUACUUUGGUUCCCAUCAAAAUAAGCACUUUGAUAUAUGAAAUAGUCAAAGCAUAAUGGUAUUAGAUUGAGCAAGGGCAUUGUCUGAAAUCCUUUCUCUGUUUCCUCAUAAUUCAAUCAUAAUUUGGCUACAUUUUCGUAUAAUAUGGUUUUGGUUUUUAGGUUUAUACACUUUGUGUCUUUUUUCCUAGGGUUUGUGAGCUUCGACAACCCAGCUAGCGCGCAGGCAGCUAUUCAAGCCAUGAAUGGCUUUCAGAUUGGAAUGAAGAGGUUGAAAGUCCAGUUAAAACGACCAAAGGAUGCCAGCCGUCCUUACUGACACAACCUAGCCAUCAGUAUUCACUGCAACAGCACAGGUAAGCCCAGUGGACUUUCUUAUAGACUCAGACUGUUAGAAUGCCUGUCAACUAGAAAUGGGAAAAUCUAUCAUCAUGAUAGACAAAGAUUGAUUGAAUUGCAAAUGUGGGCUGGCUUUCUCCAAACCAUCACACUGAUAUAAUGGGCAUAAUUGAAUAAUUACAAAUAACUGUAAAAUCUAUACAUCAAAAAAUGUCAUCUACAUUUCAAAAUAACUUCAAAACAAAGUAAGCUAGAUCUAAACAUGGUUUGAUAUUUGUCUUCUAGGUUUUGAGAAAACUGAAGAUAUCUUGGAGGAGUUCAACUUUUUUCUUUGAAAACAACAAAAAAAUGUUUUAAAAAACAUCAACACAAGGAAUUUUUGAAGACAUAUCAGCAUUUACUUAUGAAGAAGACGUAGGCUACUGCAGCGAUAGAAGGAGGUGUGGAGUUAGCAGAAACUACACCGAAGGACUUCAACAACAACGCAACAAACCAUACAGUGCAAGACAGACUAGAGAAGUAGAAAACUCAAAAAAGAUGUGAAACUCUUAACAACAGAACUUUUCUUGUUGAGACUUGAAUUGUUAAUUAAGCAACAAACAAACAAAAAGCAGCAACAACAAAUAGAUUUAUAUAUACGUAUUAUAUACACACACACAUAUAUAUAUAUAUAUAUAUAUAUAUAUAUAUAUAUAUAUAUAUAUAUAUAUAUAUAUAUAUAUAUAAAGAAAGAGGCGCUUGUGGCUUUUACUAUACUGGACAAAUGAGGGUUAAAAGUGGUAAAAAGAAGCUAUUCUGUCCCACUGAUGGACUUUCUCUAAUUCUCUCUCUGUCUCU
This is a messenger RNA of Coregonus sp. 'balchen', 9112 nucleotides long. NCBI's taxonomy places the organism in Eukaryota, Metazoa, Chordata, Actinopteri, Salmoniformes, Salmonidae. The record is from the annotation of a GenBank genome assembly.